Messenger RNA from Paracoccidioides brasiliensis Pb18, 813 nucleotides. Its product is annotated as 40S ribosomal protein. Gene Ontology annotation, cellular component: nucleus; cytosolic small ribosomal subunit. The coding region runs from base 1 to 813 and encodes 270 amino acids. Gene Ontology annotation, biological process: translation. The transcript is spliced from 3 exons. Gene Ontology annotation, molecular function: RNA binding; structural constituent of ribosome. The record is from RefSeq and is a predicted model, not a curated record.
AUGGCUGCCGUCCAAGGAGUGAUCUCGAAGCGCCGCAAGUUUGUGGCUGAUGGUGUUUUCUACGCUGAGUUGAACGAGUUCUUCCAGCGCGAAUUAGCUGAGGAGGGAUACUCUGGCGUCGAGGUCCGGGUUACUCCCACGGUUACUGAUAUCAUCAUCCGUGCCACUCACACCCAGGAAGUUCUGGGCGAACAAGGUCGCCGCAUCCGCGAACUCACCUCCCUCAUCCAGAAACGCUUCAAAUUCCCCGAAAACUCCGUUUCUCUGUAUGCCGCCAAGGUGCAGAACCGUGGUCUGUCUGCCGUUGCUCAGUGCGAGAGCUUGAGAUACAAAUUGCUCAACGGUCUUGCUGUCCGAAGAGCUUGUUACGGUGUACUCAGAUUUAUUAUGGAGAGCGGUGCCAAGGGUUGCGAGGUGGUUGUCUCUGGAAAGUUGAGAGCUGCUCGUGCCAAGAGCAUGAAGUUCACUGACGGCUUCAUGAUCCACUCCGGCCAACCCGUCCGCGACUUCAUCGACAGCGCCACCCGCCACGUCCUACUCCGCCAAGGUGUCCUUGGCAUAAAAGUAAAGAUCAUGCGCGGCAGCGACCCAGAAGGAAAAUCCGGUCCCCAGAAAUCUCUCCCCGACUCCGUCACCAUCAUCGAUCCCAAGGAGGAAGAGCCCGUCCUGCAUCCAAUUAGCCAGGAUUAUGGUGCCAAAGCCCUUGCCGCCCAACAGCUGGCUGAGCAGCAGCGAUUGGCUGAGCAGCAGGAAGCUGAGGCUGCGGGACAGGGCGUUGGUCCUGAUGGGCAGGUUGUGGAAGGGCAGGAGUAA